AUGCAUAUCUUUUUUCGAAAAGUGCCUGUACAGUUGUCAAAUAGACGAGAGCUCGAUGCAUUACCUGGUGAGUUGUUAGCCUUCGAGGCAUCAUUCGAAAACGAUUGUUCUAAGAGCAUGUGCUGGCCUAGAGCAACAGUCCUGCACCUAACGCAUGGCUGUAAAGUAAUGCUUGAGUGGAACAAGUCUCACGAUUUAAAAAACGGAUCCCUUGGUAUAUUUACUGGGGAAAAAGGCGAUGUCCUUUUGGUUGCUUUUGAUGGUGGCGGCAUUGUAGAGAUUUCCAGGGAAACUUGGAUAAAGAGGAAUAGGAAUGGGAACAAAAUCGAAGUGUUACCCAAUUUCCAGUUGUUUUGGCCUAUGCAAUCACGUGCCAUAAAUCGCAAGGUUUGACAAUUGCGGUGGCAGUGGUGCAUUGUUCGCGAGAAUACGUACCUGGCCUCAUUUAUAUCGCAGUGUCAAGAGUCAAGUCCCCUCAAUGUAUCCAGAUUUUGAAUUUUAAUUCACUGCAAUUGUUGAAGCCACAGCAAAAUGCAGUCGAAAUGUGCUCCACCCACCAUACAUGUGCCCCCAUUGCAGAUUGGUCGUGUUGCUGCAAAAAGAGCUUCAGCCACGAUAACCUGUUAUGAGUCACAGAUCACUGUAAUGAAUGCGCAGAAGAAAGAUGGGUAGUCUUUCACAUUUCCUAGCGAGUUGCUGGAUGGCCCGGUUCGAGCUUGUUUUGAAGAUGAAGAUGUUGAUGUUCAACUGGAGUUGUUGGAUAUUUACGACCGAUUCACGAGGCAUGAAUCAAGUCCCUCAAGUCCCUCAGAUGAAUGUUUUAACAAAUGCCGAGAACACUUGUUGGCGAUGA
Molecule: messenger RNA, 853 nt
Organism: Porites lobata
Lineage: Eukaryota; Metazoa; Cnidaria; Anthozoa; Scleractinia; Poritidae
Source: the annotation of a GenBank genome assembly